This is a messenger RNA of Phytophthora megakarya, 369 nucleotides long. The record is from the annotation of a GenBank genome assembly. NCBI's taxonomy places the organism in Eukaryota, Oomycota, Peronosporomycetes, Peronosporales, Peronosporaceae.
AUGUCCGUCCUCUUCGUCCUAAGCGAAGACAACGUGCUUUACUAUGUGGGAACGGGGCCUCUGAGAAGUGACCUACCGCAAGAAGACGCGAUGCUGCGUCUAGUAGUACCCUCAAUGAUGAUUCAGGAGGUACUGCAGAACUGGCACGACUCAGUGAAUCUGGACUAUUAUUGGAUCGGUCUAUAUGCAGACGUAGCGAAGCACGUGCAGUCCUGUCCCGACGGUAGCUCAAGUGAAAGUCGACCAAAGAUCCGCGGAUACUCCCCAGGGAACAUACUAGCGGAACGACCGUUUCAGGUCGUUUCGAUGGAUUUAAUGGAUUUUGUGAUACCCUUACCGAAGUCUCGGCGGGGCAACACAGCGCUAUGA